UCCAAAGAAAAAUGAUUAGGACGUAAUAUGUAAAUACAGUAUUACCACAGAACGACGAGAUAUAAUUCACUGGAUUUAUAAAUAUGAAGCAUCCGCUUGGCGUUUCCACUAAACUACCAAAUUUGGUAGUGGAGAGGAAGCUCAGCCGCCGGCCAGUGGGAGAAGAUGGGUGAAAAAUUUGAUUUUGGCCUACAUUCUGAACAUAUUCUCAUCGAUGAAACAUUUACUCUCAAUACAGUUUUCUAUUCCCAAAGAUGUAAUCUGUUAUGAACAGAGUGGACUACAUUUAGUAGAUUUUACACUUUGCCAGAGUUUAAAAAAAAAAAUCCGUUGUUUAAAAGGAGCACAAAGGCGAAUUGAGUUAUUGCACAAGUGUACUUCACAUAGUAACCGUUUCCUACCGGAAAUAUGCAAAUGUCUGCUAGAACGAGCCAAUAGGACCUCGCUAGCUCGUGCUUGGCUCUGCCCAUCUAUUUGCUUGUUCUACCCACCAUGACGCAUCUGUUCCCAUUGGAAACGGCAGGCUGUGGUCUAUUUUGGUUUAGUUAUACACAUAUUUGGUAUUGCAUGAUGUCUCUUCAAAGAAACACUCCUGUCCCACAUGUCAUGAUGUCCUCAUCACGUCCCCAUGCUAUCACACAUCUGUAGUACCUCAUCAACACAAUGAUCAACUUCGUUUAUUAUAAUGGGGAACGUGCAUUUUUCUCAACAAAUGCUCAGAAAGUUUGUGUUGUGUAACCCUGCUACUUCAUAUACUGCAACCGCAUUUGAGAUAAAAUCCCUGUCCAAACCUCGGUGUGGCAUAUCAAGAAACUGAUUAAACAGCAUGAUCAUUACACAGGUGGACCUUGUGCUGAGGCAUCGGGUGAUUUCCUACAGUUUGAUCAGUUUAAAGAAAGAGUAGCACUCAGACACGCAAAUAUACAAGACGAAGAGAAACGUGGGGGUGUCUGCGAUGGCAGGUGGACAGAGAGGGGUCAACCGCACUGCUUACUGCAGGUCUCCAAUAAACAGUGAGCCAGGCUCGGUCAGCAAUGACAACCACUCUACCAGCUCCCCAGUCACAGGUGUUUGCUCUCGGACAAGCCCUGUGUGUUGUACCGUUAGGAUUGGCUCGGGUACGAGCCUAUCCAGUCCCCCGUUGGCAGCCCAGACCGUGGUUCCUGUGAAGCACUGUAAGAUCCCAGAGUUAUCCAUGGACACAAAACGUUCUGUUCAAGCUGCACUUGUUCUUCUGCCACCCCAGUGCCCUCUUUGUCCAGUAUGUCAACAUCUACAAGACUGUGUGGUGGUACCCCCACUCACACCCUCCCUCACACACCUCGCUGAACUUCUACCUCUAUUCAGUCAUCAUACUGGCUCGCAGGCUGAUUGCAGCGAUUGUAAAAGAGUUUGGGAUGUACAUUCCCCUUUUCUGGUUAAACUGCUACUUCUGCCGGGUGGGGCCACUCUCGCCCAUCACUAGUAUUGGGUCGAAGGAGCUGGGCAGCGUGGGGUGCCGCCGUGACUACAUGACGGCUCUGAAGGAGACGUGGAAGCAGCACACCAGCCAGCUGUACGGGGUCCAGGCCAUGCCCACACGCGCCUGCUGCCUCUCCCCAGACCUCAUCCGCAAAGAGGUGGAGUACCUGAAGAUGGACUUCAACUGGAGGAUGAAGGAGGUGCUGGUCAGCUCCAUGCUCGGUGCCUACUACGUGGCCUUCGUACCUGUAUGGUUUGUUAAGAGCACACAAUGCGUGGACAAGCGUUGGUCCUGUGAGCUCUUCAUCCUGGUGUUUGUCAGUACCUCAGUCAUCCUCAUGAGGCACCUGCUGCCCCCACGCUACUGUGACCUGCUCCAUAAGGCUGCAGCACACCUGGGCAGCUGGCACAACGUGGACCCUUCUCUCUGUUCCAACGUCCUGCAGCACAUAUGGACGGAAGAGUACAUGUGGCCCCAGGGUGUCCUGGUCAAACACAAUAAAAAUGUAUACAAGACCAUAGGGCACUACAAUGUGGCUGUCCCCUCAGACGUCUCCCACUAUCGCUUUUAUUUUUUCUUCAACAAGCCCUUACGAAUAUUGAACAUCCUCAUCAUCUUGGAAGGUGCGAUGAUAUUCUACCAGCUCUACUCGUUGAUAUGCUCAGAAAGGUGGCAUCAGACAAUAUCCUUGGCUUUAAUUCUCUUCAGCAACUACUAUGCCUUCUUCAAGCUUCUCAGAGACAGAAUCAUCUUAGGCAAGGCACACUCAUACUCCAAUAGCUCACCUGACCAGAAAUUAAGUUAAAGAUGUAAGUUAUUGCUGGUAAUUUGUCUUGGACCAAGAAAACACGCAUGCGAGCUUUGUAUUUUUCCUACAACUGUAUUUUGUAUCACUGUUUUUGUUCUGAGCUGCCAUAAUAAAAAAUAAACAUAUUUUUG
Molecule: messenger RNA, 2401 nt
Organism: Oncorhynchus tshawytscha (Chinook salmon)
Lineage: Eukaryota; Metazoa; Chordata; Actinopteri; Salmoniformes; Salmonidae
Product: transmembrane protein 39B-like
Exons: 9
Coding region: 1398-2267 (289 amino acids)
Cellular component (GO): membrane
Source: RefSeq, a predicted model, not a curated record